AUGACGGUUAGCUAUAAUCAAUCAAUAGCCACAAGUCGGCCAUGGACUUUUCUAGCUCUUGUGUUCAGGUGAGCUCCAAAACAUCCAGAAAAAAGUAGCAAGAAGAUCUGAUUCUCAGAUGGCGCGGUUCGGUAUGGAAAUCGAUUUGGAUGCAAUAUCUCGUUUGGCUCGGUCUAUUCUUUCUCACCUCUUUUUUCUAUCGAUUCAUUUUUUCGCCAUCACAACGUGUCAUUUUUGUGAAAUUGGUCGAAUACACAAAUUCGCGGUUAUCGUAUGUUCCACUCGAAUUUUUGCUCGGAUUUUUUGUGAGCGGUGUUUUGAGACGAUUUUGGUAUUUGUAUGAUAUUAUUGGAUUUAUUGAUAAGUGAGGUUUUGAGAAUACAUAGUUAUGACGUGGAACAAAUUUAAAAGUUUCGAGAUUUUUUUGAAGUUCAAAAUAAUAAAUCUGAAUAAACACCAAAAUCAUCAAUUUUGUAGCAUCGCAUGUUCUGCAGCCACUUACAUACGUGGCGAUUCAGACCGUGCCAAACAAUAUCGUCGAAACGUAAUCCGAUAUUGCGAACUAACCCAAGUUCUAAUUUUUCGAGAUCUUUCAAUGAAGGCUCGAAAACGUUUUCCAACAUUGGAUACAGUUGCAGCUGCCGGUUUUAUGAUGCCACAUGAAAAAGAGAAUUUCGAUGAAAUCCAAUAUAAUUACAAUAAAUAUUUUCUUCCAUUUAAUUGGGCUUGGGCUCUAAUUUAUAAUGCGAGAAAAGAGGGAUUGAUUGAAAGUGAUUAUUAUGUGACUGUGAUUUCGGAGGAUGUCAAAAAGUUUCGAACUGGUUUGGCGUGGGUUUGUAAUUAUGAUUGGGUGCCACUUCCAAUUAUUUAUCCAACUAUUGUUUGUCUUGCAGUUCAUAUGUAAGGAUUUUCAGAAUUUUCAAAUUUCAAUUUGAAUUUUCAGGUAUUUUUUGGUUUGUGUGAUUGCUAGACAAUUUGUUCAAGGAGCACCUUCAGAUCCUGAAAUGGUCAGUUCAGGAUUUUUCAAAUAAAGAAAAGGAAACACUGUGACGAGGAAAAGUUCAUAGCAAAAAUGUGGCUGAAUUUUUCUAGAAAAUUACUCAAAAUCCUAAUUGAAAAAAAAAACAAUGCGACUACUGUUAAAUUUAAGCCACGCCCACUUUCAGGUCGAUCUCGUCUUCCCAUUUAUGACCUCAAUUCAAUUCGUCCUUUACAUGGGUUGGCUCAAAGUUGCCGAAGGAUUGCUAAAUCCGUGGGGCGAAGAUGAUGACGAUUUCGAGACAAAUAUGUUAAUCGAUCGAAAUUUGGCAAUGGGUUUGAAAAUCGUGGAUGAAGGUUAUAAUAAAACUCCGAGAUUGGAGAAAGACGCAUUUUGGGAUGAUGAUUGGGUUCCGCUAUAUUCAGAAGCCAGUGCACAUGAGAAACGAUAUCAAAGGAGAGAAGGAUCACUGGCGCAUAUCAAGUGAGUUAUUCUAUUUUCUACUCGUCAUUCUUUUUUUAAAUUUUCAGAGUUCCUCGAUCAAUGUCCCAAGUUCGAAUGGUUUCAAAAGAUGCGCGUCGUCCUUCAAUUCUCAAGGAGAAAAUCGUGAAUAUAAAACCGGAAGAAGCAGAUCAACAUUAUCCACAUAAUCAUAAUUUGGGAGAUAUUCUUCGACCAGCAUCAAUUCUCAAUCUUGUCAAACAUUCAUCUUCUCAACAUAGUUUGUCAAAAUCCGAAACUCCGACUAAUUCAGUUAAUUUCCAUUAG
This is a messenger RNA of Caenorhabditis angaria, 1747 nucleotides long. NCBI's taxonomy places the organism in Eukaryota, Metazoa, Nematoda, Chromadorea, Rhabditida, Rhabditidae. The record is from the annotation of a GenBank genome assembly.